AUGGGGAGCAGCACUUUCGCCCUGGUCCUUACCCUGGCCUUGGUGGCACGCGUGGCCCCUGCGGAGAGGAAGUGCCAGCUCCGUGGGCUGUGGAGGAACGAGCAGGACUCGCUGAUGGAGAUUUCAGCAGUGAGAGACAACGGGGAGUUCCAGGGGAAGUACCUCACACAGGUCACCCUCGCCGGUGGCUGCGCCCGUGCCUCCCUCCUGACAGGCGCCCAGCAGCAGCCCAGUGAGGGGGGCUGGCCCACCUUCGCCUUCACCGUGCGCUGGGACAAGUUCUCCAAUGCCACCACGGCCUUUGCGGGGCAGUGCUUCUUGGACACAGGCGGGAAGGAGACGCUGACCACCAUGUGGCUGCUGCGCGAAGCUGUCGGGUCCCUGGAGGAAGACUGGAAAGCCACAAGGGUGGGCAGAAACGUCUUCACGCGCAAACGCACCCCAAAAGGAAAGAUCCUGCCAAGCUUGUCUUCAUCCUGUGAGGACACAGCUUCAUCUGCCCCAUGA
Messenger RNA from Calidris pugnax (ruff), 507 nucleotides. Its product is annotated as avidin-like. Gene Ontology annotation, molecular function: biotin binding. Lineage: Eukaryota; Metazoa; Chordata; Aves; Charadriiformes; Scolopacidae. The transcript has 4 exons. The coding region runs from base 1 to 507 and encodes 168 amino acids. The record is from RefSeq and is a predicted model, not a curated record.